Mesitornis unicolor (brown roatelo) is the source of this 731-nucleotide messenger RNA. RefSeq names its product kelch-like protein 20. The annotation marks the transcript as partial. Gene Ontology annotation, molecular function: protein binding. The record is from RefSeq and is a predicted model, not a curated record. The transcript is spliced from 2 exons. Lineage: Eukaryota; Metazoa; Chordata; Aves; Mesitornithiformes; Mesitornithidae.
GUACCAGUACUCGACCAGGAGAGACCGGAAUGGACGUGACUAGCCGCUGCACACUCGGAGAUCCUAACAAACUGCCAGAAGGGGUGCCGCAGCCUGCUCGCAUGCCCUACAUCUCUGACAAGCACCCUCGACAAACUUUGGAAGUCAUCAACCUUCUCCGGAAGCACCGGGAGUUGUGUGAUGUGGUGCUCGUAGUUGGUGCGAAGAAGAUCUACGCCCACAGGGUGAUUCUGUCAGCCUGCAGCCCUUACUUCCGAGCCAUGUUCACUGGGGAGCUGGCAGAGAGUCGGCAGACAGAAGUCGUGAUCAGAGACAUCGACGAAAGGGCCAUGGAACUGCUGAUUGACUUUGCGUACACCUCUCAGAUCACCGUGGAAGAGGGAAAUGUCCAGACCUUGUUGCCAGCUGCUUGCCUUCUCCAGCUGGCUGAGAUCCAGGAGGCGUGCUGCGAGUUCCUUAAAAGACAGUUGGACCCUUCCAAUUGCCUGGGCAUCCGAGCUUUUGCUGACACUCACUCGUGCCGCGAACUGCUGAGGAUUGCUGAUAAGUUCACACAGCAUAACUUCCAGGAGGUGAUGGAGAGUGAGGAGUUCAUGCUGCUCCCUGCCAAUCAGCUCAUAGACAUUAUAUCCAGUGACGAGUUGAAUGUUCGCAGUGAAGAGCAGGUGUUCAAUGCGGUGAUGGCCUGGGUGAAAUACAGCAUUCAGGAGAGAAGACCCCAGCUGCCACAG